UAAGAACAGUUUAAUUAAUUUUCCACGAUAUGGAUGAACUGAGGUUGAAAGAUACUCUGAAAUUCUUCACGUUCUUCUGAAUCCAAUAAAUGGGUCUCUAAGGCGCUGUGGAUUUCGCAGAAAAGUAGAAGAAAAACCCAUAAAAUCCUUUUCAGAAACGAGUUUUUUCUUCUUCUGAUUCUUCUUUUCAAUCAGUUUCUUACUCAUUUACUCAGAAAAAUCCACUCAUUCUCUCGCUAUUUGAAGUCCGCCCAUGAAUUUCCCCAAGCGCCUCGUCCUCUUCCCUGAUUCAUAUCGAAAACCAGUUGUCUUUCUUUAGUCAACUGGUUGUUUUUGUUGUUUGUUCAUUCAAUCCGCUAUGGAUUUUGAUGAUAUCGGCUCCAAUCAGGGCCGCUCCAUCGGCGACUACAUAUUGGGGCCGAGAAUCGGGUCGGGUUCGUUCGCCGUCGUGUGGAAGUCGAGGCAUAGGCACUUGGGGACGGUGGUCGCCGUGAAGGAGAUUGACAAAACACAUCUUAAUCCUAAAGUCAGUGAUUCUUUGCUCAAAGAGAUUUCUAUUUUAAGCACUAUAAAUCAUCCCAAUAUCACUCGUCUCUUCGAAGCGAUUCAGACUGAUGAUAGGAUUUUUCUUGUUUUGGAAUAUUGUGAUGGUGGUGACCUUGGGGGUUAUAUUAAUCGCCAUGGAAAAGUAUCUGAAGUAGUUGCUCGAGGCUUGAUGAGGCAAUUGGCCACUGGCUUGAAAGUUCUUCAAGAGAAACACCUCAUUCAUAGAGAUUUAAAGCCUCAGAACUUGCUGUUGACAUCUAAUAAUGGGACUCCGCUUUUGAAGAUUGGAGAUUUUGGAUUUGCGAGGUCCUUAUCAAAUCAGUCAUUGGCAGACACGCUCUGUGGUUCACCUUUGUAUAUGGCUCCGGAAAUUAUUCAGAACCAAAGAUACGAUGCCAAGGCUGAUUUAUGGAGUGUUGGAGCAAUUUUGUUUCAGUUAUUGACAGGGAAACCUCCAUUUAGUGGCAAUAGUCCAUUUCAGCUCUUCCAGAAUAUUUUGGAAUCCACUGAGCCAAGAUUUCCUAAAGUUGCUUUGGAAGAGCUACAUCCCGACGCUUUGAAUCUUUGCAGAGGCCUUUUACGUCAAAAUCCAGUUGAACGGCUUACGUUCAAGGAGUUCUUCGACCACAAAUUCUUCGAGGAGCCAAGAUCAAAUAAAGCUGUCGAGGAAGCAUCUGAAGUUCAGCCAAUUGUAUCAGCCAGCUCCGAAUCAGCAACAGAUAAUUCACAGCUAGAACGACCUAUUGAAUCAUCGAACAGAGAUUCAGAAAUCGCUAGUUCCUCCAUAUGUAAUAGAAUAUCUGGAGCGAAGAACAUUUACAGUUCAGGUAUGGAGAGUGUACAGAAGCCAAUGCUCAAUCUUGGAGUAGAGGAGCUAAGAAAAUCUCUUGAUUCUAUUCAACAAUCCAUGAAUCAGAUUCAAGUUUCUGAUUCAAUGGAGUCGAUUGAGAAAGAUUAUGUAAUCGUGAAUGCUCAUUGUACUUCAUUGGAGGCUUCUUCUUAUCACCUCGAAACUUCAUUACAAGGUUCAUCAAGAGUUUCUCAUACUCUCAGUAUCGAUCGGGAUAUGACAGCCAAAACCCAGAAGGAGCUUAUUGGUAGUACAAGAGAUACCGGAGAAAUGUCAUGUAGUCGAGGUCGAUUCUCAAUGCCAUGUGCAGCAUCUAUGUUAAGAGAAGUACAAGGGCUACCAAUAUUGCAUCCCUCUACCAGGCUCCAGUUAUUUCAACAAUAUGUCCAGGUUCUUUCAGAUUUAUCACAAGAAAAGUACAAUGCAGGAACGUUCUUAGAAUCAUUUUCAGUUGAACUGGUUGCUUUAGCAUUAUGGCAGAAAGCGGUCGAAAUUAGUGAAACCUGGCUGAGUUCUUCAGCUGAAACCGAAUCUUCAAAAAGUAGUUCGAGAACUGAUUCUACCCCUCUUCAGAAAGAUCCCGGCUCUGCUGCAAAUAAAGAAGAAAAUGUCGAUUUUAAUAGGCCGUCCUUGGUUUCUAAGUGGGCAGAGCUAGGGUUCAUUGCUGCCGUGGAUCAGGCCGAGAAGUUAUCGCAAAGUAUCCAAGAGACUGAUGGUGCUACUAAGAUGCCUGAUGCUAUAGAAAUCAUAUUCCAAAAAGCCAUUGCCCUUGGGAAAAGUGGAGCUGUAGAUGAAUACAUGGAAAACAAAGACAAAGCAGUAGCUUCAUACUCCAAAGCCAUUCUUCUGUUUUCAUUCAUUUUGGGAGAAGCUGAAUCCCUUGAGAUUAAACCUCCAUUUUCACUAACUUCGGACAAUAAGCGACGAAUUCAACAUUAUAUUCAUUAUUUACAGACUCGGACUAACUUAUUAACAUCACAACCAUAAUCACAAAGACGCUCCCUCGACAGGUAAAUGAAAGGGAAGA
Messenger RNA from Cucurbita maxima (winter squash), 2423 nucleotides. Its product is annotated as serine/threonine-protein kinase ATG1a. Bases 359 to 2383 code for a protein of 674 amino acids. NCBI's taxonomy places the organism in Eukaryota, Viridiplantae, Streptophyta, Magnoliopsida, Cucurbitales, Cucurbitaceae. Gene Ontology annotation, cellular component: cytoplasm; autophagosome. The transcript has 13 exons. Gene Ontology annotation, biological process: autophagosome organization; peptidyl-serine phosphorylation; protein autophosphorylation. Gene Ontology annotation, molecular function: protein serine/threonine kinase activity; ATP binding. The record is from RefSeq and is a predicted model, not a curated record.